AUGUUUGUUCGUCCCAAAUCUGAUCGAAGAAUGCUAUACCAACAGCUCAAAAACUCAUCAGUUACUGUUAUUGUGGAAACAUCAAGUGAAGUAAGGUUUAUUGGCACGGGUGCUGUUUGGGAUUCAAGUCACAUUGUGACAUGUCACCAUCUCCUCCUCGACAAUCCAAAGAGUAUUUUCGUUAGUGACAUGAAGGAUGUCUCUCAGAUAGAUGGAAGAAUAUUUACUGCUAUUCUAGUGGAUGCUUUCCCGGACAUUGAUAUAGCUCUUCUUAAGCUAGUUGACAAUGAGAAAAUUCAUAUUAAUCCUGUUAUUCGAGCAGAUGUACAAGAGGUUUUUGUUGGUGAUGAGGUUUUUGCUAUUGGUAGCGUGAAUGCGGAAACUGAGAUGAUUCCUGGGGUUUUGCAAACAACUGUUGCGUCAAUGGAGGGGUGUAGUGGUUCACCGAUUCGGGCUAUUGCGUUGGAAUAUGCUUUGGUACAUGAUGCAAUAGCAAAAAUAUCCUCGCAUAGUGGGAGCUUAGGUCAUCGUAAAAGUGCUAAUGGUAAAAAGCAUCAUUAUGAGAAAAUCAGUUAG
Molecule: messenger RNA, 576 nt
Organism: Solanum tuberosum (potato)
Lineage: Eukaryota; Viridiplantae; Streptophyta; Magnoliopsida; Solanales; Solanaceae
Exons: 5
Coding region: 1-576 (191 amino acids)
Source: RefSeq, a predicted model, not a curated record